AUGAGCGAAAUCAAGACAGUGACCGUGGAGAAGCCCGUGCCCGUGACGUACGAUCUGGGCAACCUUGCAGUAUUCGACACAAAUCCCGUGGAGGUGGAUCUAAACGACCUGAACGUGGACGGCCAGGCCCGAGAGGAGGCUCUCCAAGCCGUGUCUCGAGAUAAUGCCCAGCUGCUCAUCAACCAGCUUCUGUCACAACCCAUCAAGAACACCACGGACUCUAAUUCGUCCAGCGGCAACCAGAACUCCACCAUGUCUCUGAUCAUGCUGCCACAGCCGUCCACACGUCUCCCUCGAGAGAAGCCCAUUCCCAAGCCCAAGGCCAUGACCAAGUGGCAAGAGUUUGCUCUCAAGAAGGGCAUCAAGUCCAAGGCCCGGGAUGGCAAGCUUGUGUACGACGAGGCCACCGGCAAGUGGGUGCCCAAGUGGGGUUUCAACGGAAAGAACAAGGAGCUCGACCAGCAGUGGUGUGUUGAGGUGGACGAUGGUAAGGGAUCCAAGAAGAACCAGGAGGACGUUAUGCUCGAUCCUCGAGCUCUGGACCGAGCUUCUCGAAAGAAGCUGGUCAAGAAGAACCAGAAGCAGCAUGAGCGAAACCUCAAGCGGGGCGUUUCGAAAUAG
Messenger RNA from Yarrowia lipolytica CLIB122, 621 nucleotides. RefSeq lists its product as uncharacterized. Gene Ontology annotation, cellular component: preribosome, large subunit precursor; nucleus; nucleolus. NCBI's taxonomy places the organism in Eukaryota, Fungi, Ascomycota, Dipodascomycetes, Dipodascales. Gene Ontology annotation, biological process: ribosome biogenesis; ribosomal large subunit biogenesis; endonucleolytic cleavage in ITS1 to separate SSU-rRNA from 5.8S rRNA and LSU-rRNA from tricistronic rRNA transcript (SSU-rRNA, 5.8S rRNA, LSU-rRNA). Gene Ontology annotation, molecular function: protein binding. The record is from RefSeq and is a predicted model, not a curated record.